Tribolium madens (black flour beetle) is the source of this 1280-nucleotide messenger RNA. RefSeq names its product probable RNA-binding protein CG14230. Gene Ontology annotation, molecular function: RNA binding. The record is from RefSeq and is a predicted model, not a curated record. The transcript is spliced from 5 exons. The coding region runs from base 99 to 1223 and encodes 374 amino acids. Lineage: Eukaryota; Metazoa; Arthropoda; Insecta; Coleoptera; Tenebrionidae.
AUCUAGUUAGGGAAUUUAGUUUUGGUACUAGUGACAUAACCUUACUUUUUUUGGUCAUAACCUGUAAGAAAAACCAGCGCGUUAUUUAUUCAAAUAAAAUGGUUAAAACUCUGGAAAAGCAAAAACUAAUUAUAAAAGAUGCUCUCAGCAAUGUCGACGCAAAAGCCAAUAAAAAYAUCAUUUUCGAUGAAAAUCUCGAGGUAUCCAACAAAUCUCGCCUCAAUGGAGGUGCCCCACAGCACGAGCAGCAAAAGCCGCUUUUUGAAAGUGACGACGAAGCCGAUGACGACUUAAAAAUCGAGUUAAAACCUCAGUUUAGUGGCAAYAAGGGGCAUCAACUCUUUGAGUUGCAGUCGAGGUAUAAGGGCGAUAAACGGUUUGCCUUGGAUGAGCGAUUUGUUGAUAAUAACGAAGAAGAGGAAAAUGCUUCAAAAGUUGAAUGCUCACUUGAAGAAGAGAAGAAACAUGAGUUGAACAUCUUAGAGCAAGUAUUGGGGACCAAAAUCAGGACAAGAGAUGUAAAGGUGCAAGAAGACAGUUCAAAGAAAAAAAGGAUGUUGAGGUAUGAUCCAUCACAAUCAGAUCAUGUCAAAUUCCACGUGACUGUGGCCCCAGACGAGUCAGCUUCGAAAAAAAAGGCAAAGAAAAAGAAGAAAGAAGCACAGAAAGAAGAACAGGAACAAGAACAGCCAGUUGUUUCUAAAGAAGUUUUCUAUAAAGUGGAAGAUGAUUUAAAAAGUGCACUUCAAGAAAAGCAAGACUUUAGUUUGUUAAAGUUAUUUGGACAAGAAGAAAAAGAUGAAGUAAUCAACUCCACCGAAGAUUAUGAAACACAAACAAAUAAUAAAAUACGGAAUCACGGGUUUUUAAAUGAGAAUCCCUUUCACUAUGACUCUUCAGAUGAUGAAGUGGAAGAACCUGAAGUUGAAAAAGUUACAAAAAAGAAAGAAUUUGAAACCAGCGUACAAACGAACACAGUUAAAGCUUGGUUUGAGCCAUUCUUUUUAAAGGAGGAUGAUUAUCGGUUACAAGAAGGGUCUGACUUUGUGAAAAGAUUAGCUUCAGAGAAGAAAUCUGAAUUUAGCCAGCAAAGAAGAGAUAUAAAGGAUAUUGUUAAGGCGAAAGUACGAAACAAUCAAAGAAAAAAUAAUCCGUUCAAGAAAAAAAUUGGAGGAAGUAAACGAAAAAAGAUGAUUAGAAUAAAAAAAGCAAUGAAAAAAUGACAUGCACGGCUGUAGUUCAUAUCCAUAUUUUUUAAUAAUAAUAAUUUUUACUCGUUA